UGGAUCUCCGAAUUAACAUCAAAAGAAUGGUUGUAUAGCAAAUGGGGACGUCGGUUCCGGAUUGCUUUAUUAGGAACAACAAUAAUAGGAUAUCCUGUUGGAUCGUUAUUAUUGAAUGGACCCUUGUUGAAAUAUACACUUGCGAUUAGAUAUAAAGAUGAUGAAGAUGUGAAGUCGAUUAGGCGAUUGAAUGAUAUAAUUGAUUCGCAGUAUGAACUGUUUCUACGGAAUGAAGGCCGUGUUCCAAGAGAUGCGGUCGUUACGUUCGGUUGUUCUUCGUCUGGUAAAGAAAUGGAUAGUAAAGCAGUGGGAUCGUUGGGUGUUCGAUCGGGAUUGUAUGUAUCAUUACCGUUUUAUGCACGAUUCGUUAAUGUGAAUGAAGCGAUGGAUUACUGCAAACAGCAUUUACAGCCGUUAAAUUUUGUGGGUGAACCAGCAUGCGUCUUAUGGGAUUCGAACGAUGGUCGAGAAAUCGCUAAUAGUUUCGUCCUCUCUGAUAACGCGUUGAAGUUUGUGAUCCUACGUGAUCUGUAUGCAUACGAUGGUUAUUCGGCAUAUGCAACUCGUGCCGGUUCAUGGGCCACAUUCACAACGUUUUCAUCGUUUUUCACCUAUUGGUUUCAUAGCAGAUCGAUUUUCGGUAAAACUCUUCUGUCAUUCAUCGGUUGUUAUGCACUUUUCUUGACGAUGGCUUAUUUCGGCGCGAAGCAAUGGUAUAAUCUUUACAGAUUUAUGGCUGAUGUUCAUGCCGAUGGUGUAGCUUCGCGUUCGUCGUUUGAGCACUGUGAAGGCGGUAAAGAAUACUACUGGAAAAUGUUGAAAAGAAAUCGAUUACUACGCGAGAUUAUACCUCCAGAAAGCGCCUCAAAAGUGAAACUAUCCGGUGAUAUACCCGGUAUAACUACAUCAAUAUUGACUCGUUACGAUCAUUUGAAAGAUGUCAAAGCCGAAGAUGAUCAGCUGAUUGAAGUUGCAUCUGGAGAUGCAUAG
Molecule: messenger RNA, 990 nt
Organism: Anisakis simplex (herring worm)
Lineage: Eukaryota; Metazoa; Nematoda; Chromadorea; Rhabditida; Anisakidae
Source: the annotation of a GenBank genome assembly